AUGGAUUUUGGUGCACCCCCCGCCAAGAAACCAAAGCAAGACCUACACAACGAGAAACAAGAGGUACCAAAACCAUCCAAAUUUGAGAAAACUAAAGAAAACCUAAAUAAUAGUCCUGAUGUAACCGAAAAACAUAAUUUUGAACCUAACAGUAAAAGUCAAAAGUAUAUUUCAAACAGCUGUGUUACAAAAAAUAAACCUGAUAUUAAGGUAAAAAAAAAUAUUGAACCCUCAAAUAGUAAAGAUAUUCCAAUUCAGUGUAAUAAUUAUGUAAAUGAAAAUGAAUUCAAAUGUAAGAUCUGUAAUUAUAAAGGCAUAAAUAAUAGCGAUUUGGAAAGACAUAGCUUAAGACACAAAAAUAUUAGUAUAAAAAAGCCUAAAAAAUGUGAUGUUAGUCCGAGUCGUUUUAGUCAAAAGAGUGAUUUAAUUAAACACAUUCGUACACACACUGGUGAGAAACCUUAUAAAUGUAAUAUUUGUCCGUGCAGUUUUAAUCAAAAGAGUCCUUUAAUAAGACACAUUCGUACACACACUGGUGAGAAACCUUAUAAAUGUGAUAUUUGUCCUAGUAGUUUUAGUGUAAAGAGUCAUUUAAUAACACACAUUCGUACACACACUGGUGAGAAACCGUAUAAAUGUGACAUUUGUCCGAGUAGUUUUAGUCAAAAGGGUCCUUUAAUAACACACAUUCGUACACACACUGGUGAGAAACCUUAUAAAUGUGAUAUUUGUCCUAGUAGUUUUAGUGUAAAGAGUCAUUUAAUAACACACAUUCGUACACACACUGGUGAGAAACCUUAUAAAUGUGAUAUUUGUCCAAGUAGUUUUAGUGUAAAGAGUCAUUUAAUAACACACAUUCGUACACACACUGGUGAGAAACCUUAUAAAUGUGAUAUUUGUCCAAGUAGUUUUAGACACAAGAUUACUUUAAUAACACACAUUCGUACACACACUGGUGAGAAACCUUAUAAAUGUGAUAUUUGUCCGAGUAGUUUUAUUCAAAAGGCUGGCUUAGUUUAUCACAUUCGUACACACACUGGUGAGAAACCUUAUAAAUGUGAUAUUUGUCCGAAUAGUUUUAUUCAAAAGGCUGGCUUAGUUUAUCACAUUCGUACACACACUGGUGAGAAACCUUAUAAAUGUGAUAUUUGUCCGAGUAGUUUUAGUGUAAAGAGUCAUUUAAUAAGACACAUUCGUACACACACUGGUGAGAAACCUUAUAAAUGUAAUAUUUGUCCUAGUAGUUUUAGUGAGAAGGGUACUUUGAAAGCACACAUUCGUACACACACUGGUGAGAAACCUUACAAAUGUGAUAUUUGUCCGCGUAGUUUCAGUCAAAACGCAAAUUUAAGAUCACACAUUCGUACACACACUGGUGAGAAAUCUUUAAAAAGUGAUAUACAGAAAAGUGUCAGACAUCGAAAUAGUUAAAAAACACUUAGACGUAAAUUCGGAUCAUAAGUCGAAUGCUGCUGCACAAUUUUUGAUGUGAGUAAUUUUUCGUGGCAAUCUAGGUAAAUUGUAAUUGAAAUGUUUAUCCGGGUGAAAAGAGUUGUUAUUUUCUUUUUUUUAAAGUGUUAUGAAUUAUUUUUUUAAGUAGGUAUAGUUUAUACUAUUCAAUUCUAUUAAGGUUUUUUGUAAUUUUACGAUUACAAUAAUAGGUACCAAUAUGUGUUGUAUUUUUAGCGAUGUGGUCCGAUUAGUUAGGUAAUUUUAUAAGAACUUCGUUUUUUUAUUGUGCUUAUGUGAUUUUGUUUUUAUUUGUAGACUUGCUUAUAAAUAUUUGUAAUUGUUCUUUCGUUUGUCAAAUUCACGAAACUUCUGUGGUUAAGAGCGCUUUCACACCAGCGGAUUUUCCGCGCGGCCACGCUCAUUAGGUAAGAAAUAUCGAGCGUUAAAAUAUGCAUGGAAUUGCACAAUGUUACUGUUGUAGGUACUGGGGAUCUCCUCAA
This is a messenger RNA of Helicoverpa zea (corn earworm), 1952 nucleotides long. RefSeq names its product zinc finger protein OZF-like. Gene Ontology annotation, biological process: regulation of DNA-templated transcription. The transcript is spliced from 2 exons. Gene Ontology annotation, molecular function: DNA-binding transcription factor activity, RNA polymerase II-specific; RNA polymerase II cis-regulatory region sequence-specific DNA binding. The record is from RefSeq and is a predicted model, not a curated record. NCBI's taxonomy places the organism in Eukaryota, Metazoa, Arthropoda, Insecta, Lepidoptera, Noctuidae. The coding region runs from base 1 to 1431 and encodes 476 amino acids.